Oncorhynchus masou masou (cherry salmon) is the source of this 1625-nucleotide messenger RNA. It is a transcript of the gene hs2st1b, whose product is annotated as heparan sulfate 2-O-sulfotransferase 1b. Gene Ontology annotation, cellular component: membrane. The transcript has 7 exons. The record is from RefSeq and is a predicted model, not a curated record. Lineage: Eukaryota; Metazoa; Chordata; Actinopteri; Salmoniformes; Salmonidae. Gene Ontology annotation, molecular function: heparan sulfate 2-sulfotransferase activity. Bases 281 to 1351 code for a protein of 356 amino acids.
UAUAGCAGGCUGCUUUUCACCGGAGCACGGAUGAAACUACGGACGGAGCGGAGAGAAUUUGGACCGCGAAGAGAACAAGACCCAACGUUGAACUGAUUUGAUAAGUGUCAGAUAUUACAUUAGUGGGUAGCAUUAGUUAGUUUUUUAAUCCCUUGAUAAAUGAACGCAAGUCUCGGACAUUCCCAUCGUUUGCGUGCAUUGAUGAACACAAGACUUGACUUCACCCUGUCUCUUAUGAAUAUUGAAUUCGCGGUAUGAAUUGUUUACAUCUGAUAGUUUGAUGGGGCUUUUAAGGAUUAUGAUGCCUCCCAAGUUACAGCUUUUGUCUAUUUUGGUUUUUGGAGUGUCGAUGCUCUUCAUUGAAAACCAAAUCCAGAAAUUGGAGGAGUCGCGGGCAAAACUGGAGCGUACCAUCGCCAGACAUGAGGUGAGGGAGGUGGAGCAGCGUCACACCCAAGAUGGCGUACGGGACACGCCGUCGCUGGCUGAGGCAGAGGACGUGGUUAUCAUAUAUAACCGGGUGCCCAAGACGGCGAGCACGUCGUUCACCAACAUCGCCUACGACCUGUGUGGAAAGAACCACUUCCACGUUUUGCACAUCAACACCACCAAGAACAAUCCUGUCAUGUCCUUACAAGACCAGGUGCGCUUUGUCCGUAACGUGACGUCCUGGAGAGCGAUGAAGCCUGGGUUCUACCACGGACAUGUGGCUUUCCUCGACUUCUCCAAGUAUGGGGUGAGAGGUAAACCCGUUUACAUCAACGUGGUCCGGGACCCCAUCCAACGCCUCGUAUCAUACUACUACUUCCUGAGGUUUGGAGAUGACUACAGGCCUGGCCUUCGACGGAGAAAACAAGGUGACAAAAAGACCUUUGAUGAGUGUGUGUCAGCAGGUGGUUCUGACUGUGCCUCUGAGAAGCUUUGGCUCCAGAUCCCGUUCUUCUGUGGACACUACUCAGAGUGCUGGAAUGUAGGCAGCAGGUGGGCCCUGGAUCAGGCCAAGUAUAACCUGCUGAAUGAAUAUCUACUAGUCGGAGUGACAGAGGAGCUGGAAGACUUUAUCAUGAUGCUGGAGGCAGCCCUGCCCCGCUUCUUCAAGGGUGCCACAGGCCUCUACAAAACAGGUAAGAAGUCCCACCUGCGGAAGACCACAGAGAAGAAGCCACCCACCAAGGAGUCCAUCGCCAAGCUGCAGCAGUCCGACAUCUGGAAGAUGGAGAAUGAGUUCUAUGAGUUUGCCCAGGAGCAGUUCCAAUUUGUCAGAGCCCACGCCGUCCGGGAGAAGGACGGGGAACUCUACCUGCUGGCACAGAACUUCUUCUAUGAGAAAAUCUACCCCAAAGUGAACUAGGGUGGAACUGGGUUAACAUCAGGCCAGGUGGAUGGUGAUGAGGUCUGGGUUAUCAGGCCAGGGGGAUGUUGAUGAGGUCUGGGUUAUCAGGCCAGGGGGGUGUUGAUGAGGUCUGGGUUAUCAGGCCAGGGGGAUGUUGAUGAGGUCUGGGUUAACAUCAGGCCAGGGGGGUGUUGAUGAGGUCUGGGUUAACAUCAGGCCAGGGGGGUGUUGAUGAGGUCUGGGUUAUCAGGCCAGGGGGAUGUUGAUGAGGUCUGGGUUAACAUCAGGCCAG